UCUCUGAUACACAAAAAUGGCCGCCUCCUUGGUUCGUUUGGUCCGUGGAGGACUAGGGCGAAGCUUUAGUGUGGCUAAUCGAAGCGCCGCAUUUUUGCAGCAGGCACGGUCAGAAACGACAACAACCGAAACUAGACCGACCGUUAGACCAAAAGAUGCGGUUACCCAUAAUCAGCUGUCAGCUUUUGGGGAAUACGUGGCUGAAAUUCUUCCUAAAUAUGUCCAGCAAGUUCAGGUGACCUGUUAUAAUGAACUGGAGGUCAUGAUCCAUCCUGACGGGGUCAUCCCCGUGUUGACCUUUCUACGUGACCAUACUAACGCCCAGUUCCGCAACAUGAUAGACUUGACAGCUGUGGACAUCCCCACACGGCAGAACAGGUUUGAGAUUGUGUACAACCUGCUUUCCCUGCGCUAUAAUUCACGUAUCCGGGUGAAGACUUACACAGACGAGCUGACGCCCGUCGACUCUGCCGUGCCCGUGCACCAGGCUGCCAACUGGUAUGAACGAGAGGUCUGGGACAUGUUUGGAGUGUUCUUUGCAAACCACCCGGACCUGAGGCGCAUCCUGACCGAUUACGGAUUUGAGGGGCAUCCGUUCAGGAAAGAUUUUCCUCUCUCUGGAUAUGUGGAGGUUCGUUAUGACGACGAGGUGAAGCGUGUAGUGGCCGAGCCCGUUGAGCUGGCGCAGGAGUUCCGCAAGUUUGACCUUAACAGUCCGUGGGAGGCGUUUCCAGCCUACCGUGAGCCCAAAGAGGCACCCAAACUAGAGGCCGGGGAUAAACCUCCAGCCAGCAAGUAACCUCCCGACAUACUGUCGAUCUUCCCUGUGUCUGGCAGUCUGACAACCCUUUCCUCCUGUUCAUGUUAAAGUAUUUAUGUAAAUAAAGCAACAUCUAGUUCUGUGAAUCUUUGGCUGGUCUUUAUUUCCAGCGGAAGAAUAAAGAAUACAUUUGAAAAAAAUU
This is a messenger RNA of Chanos chanos (milkfish), 962 nucleotides long. It is a transcript of the gene ndufs3, whose product is annotated as NADH:ubiquinone oxidoreductase core subunit S3. Gene Ontology annotation, cellular component: respiratory chain complex I. Gene Ontology annotation, molecular function: NADH dehydrogenase (ubiquinone) activity. Bases 17 to 799 code for a protein of 260 amino acids. The record is from RefSeq and is a predicted model, not a curated record. Lineage: Eukaryota; Metazoa; Chordata; Actinopteri; Gonorynchiformes; Chanidae. The transcript is spliced from 7 exons.